Messenger RNA from Fusarium vanettenii 77-13-4, 1101 nucleotides. RefSeq lists its product as uncharacterized. NCBI's taxonomy places the organism in Eukaryota, Fungi, Ascomycota, Sordariomycetes, Hypocreales, Nectriaceae. The transcript is spliced from 3 exons. The record is from RefSeq and is a predicted model, not a curated record. Gene Ontology annotation, biological process: regulation of transcription by RNA polymerase II. Gene Ontology annotation, molecular function: DNA-binding transcription factor activity, RNA polymerase II-specific. Bases 1 to 1101 code for a protein of 366 amino acids.
AUGGCUGCCGAAAUUGCAAGCUUCGAAAACUCAAGAUGUUGUUCAUUCGGGGUAUUAUGCAACUUCACGCCCAACAUCCCUGACCUCCACCCUGUCGCCGCCGACACAGCGAGGCCAAUGGUUGUUCGAGGAAGAGCAAAACUUCAACCGCCUCCUACAAAUGCUGUCUGGACGUCCGAUUCUUCCUCUUGCUAUGAGUUGAAUGCAAGGUGUCAGGAUUUCAUUACUCGUUACCUUGGGCGGAGCCUCCUCACACCAGGUGACCCAAACAUGUUGCAAGUGAACCGCAAGCUCCUGGAACUGGCCUUUACUUACCCUUUCCUAAUGCAUGCCUCCCUCGCUGUGGCAUUCACAUAUGACCGUCAUCUCAACAGCCCCUCAGAUUAUCACCGGACUCGAGAAGAGUGCUAUCACUGGUCUCAAAGUGCAGGUCUUUUUCACAAGCGACUUAGUGAACCAAUCCAAGCCAAAGACAAGGAUCCAAUCUGGGGUACUGCAGCUGCUCUGGCUGUUCUGACCUUUUCAUCCCCUGACGCAACCUCGCCUAAAGAGUCGUGGCCACUCAAGUCAUCUGGUCCUUUAGAUCUUAACUGGUUACGUUUGAGCGAAGGAAAGAUGGCAUUGUGGCACACGGUCAACCCGCUGCGGCCAGACAGUCUUUUCCAUGUCAUGGCGGCGACUUAUGCUCAGAUGUACGCGCCAUUUCCAGAGAGAGGUACAGAUGGCGUUCCAGAAGACUUGGCUGCCUUGGGUCGGCUUGAUAGCUCAUCUACGGCGGGAAACAAUCCGUAUUUCGAUGCCGUCCACGGGGUGUCCAGGAUACUGGAUAUCCCGGACGACGAACUCACGACCGGCCCAACUCAGCUCUUCUUCCGCAGUAUUCGUGGUCAAUUCAAGGAACUUCUCUGGAAAAGGGACCCUAUAGCGUUAUUGCUACUGUAUCUCUGGUAUCGCAAAGGAGGUCGUGGUAUAUGGUGGAUUGAUCUCAGAGCAAGGGUGGAGUGUCCUUCCAUCUGCUCGUAUCUGCGGGUGUACCAUAAAGACAACUCGGCUAUACAAGCGUUUCUACCGGGAGGAGCUUUAGCAGAUAAAUGGAACUAG